Messenger RNA from Musa acuminata AAA Group (dessert banana), 1979 nucleotides. RefSeq names its product pathogenesis-related genes transcriptional activator PTI6-like. Gene Ontology annotation, biological process: regulation of DNA-templated transcription. The coding region runs from base 70 to 909 and encodes 279 amino acids. The record is from RefSeq and is a predicted model, not a curated record. The transcript is spliced from 5 exons. Lineage: Eukaryota; Viridiplantae; Streptophyta; Magnoliopsida; Zingiberales; Musaceae. Gene Ontology annotation, molecular function: DNA binding; DNA-binding transcription factor activity.
AACCCCUCGCUAAAACCGGAUGUAGAUUUCUCCUCUCUGUUCCGGAGAACAGCAGCACGUCGCCCCACCAUGAAGACGGUCCCGGUAGCCAUCGGCCGCGGGAGAAAGGUCGUGCGGAUCCACUGCACCGACGCGGACGCCACCGGUUCCUCCGGCGACGAGAACGAGGCUGCCAUGCGCCGGGUCAAGAGGCACGUCCAGGAGAUCGGGUUUGAGGUGGCGGCGGCGAAGGCGCAGGUUGACAGGCGGCCGCUCGCGGCGGUUUCGGGCUCCUGCUGUGGGAAGCGGUUCCGAGGCGUCCGGCGGCGACCUUGGGGCCGAUGGGCGGCGGAGAUACGCGCCCCAACGCGGAGGAAGCGGGUGUGGCUGGGGACCUUCGACACCGCGGAGGAAGCUGCCGCCGCGUACGACGCUGCUGCAAUCAGGCUCAGGGGAGACAACGCCGAGACCAUCUUCCCCGCCGGAACGGCGGCGGCGGCCGGAAACAGGGACUUAUCCUCCGUUGGGGAUGCUGCCGCCUCCGACAACCCGUUCUCCUCCCCGUCGUCGGUCCUCUGUAACGGCAUGGACAAGACGCCGUUCGACGUCCUGGGCCACGGCGACGUCGACGCUUUCGGGCUCAGCGUCGAUCCACCGUUACACACAAGGGAGUUGUACCCACCGAAGUGGCCGUGUGGGGACACAGGCGACGAGUUCGCGGAGUUCGCCGCGGAAGAUUUCCUGCUACCGGCAGCACCUUCGAGUCUCUCGAAUGCCGAUACUGCCCUUGCCUUGUCACAGUCGAAACGAGAACAUAUGGCAAGAGUGAACGGUAAGUCGUGCUACGUACGUGUAAGCCGUGUAUUGUCGCCAAAAGUCGUGCUACGUACGUGUAAGCCGCCAUAUUGCGGCAUGCGUGGCACCAUUUGAGCCGUCGAUCGGGGUGGCGGGAGGGCCCAGCUGUCGCCCGCGGCGUGAAUCUUCCGGCUCCCUCGAUCGGGAGAUACGUGGCACCAUCUCUAGAUUCCCAUCUAUGUAGAAUUUUUGCUCCCUAAUGGAUCGGAUUCGCUGGGCCCGCACCAAAAUCCGAGAUAACUAGCUGAAACAACCCGCGUCCAAGAAGGGUACAACGUCGGGUUCGGAUCAAUCAUGCGGGCAUCGUCAAUGUGCGGCCCGGUUUGCUUUGGGUCGGCAUCUGCUUAUAAAAGCAGAAGAAGGAAGACUGCCGUUUGACCUGCUCGGUCGACCAAGGUUCCUCCUUCUCAGGCCUCAAACUUGAAUCACCAUCAUUUUCCUCAGAUCCAUUUGCAGAGUCAUCGUACCCCAGAUCGUUGCACUUCGGAUCGGGAUACUGCCGCCGAGAGCGAUAGUUCGCAUCAUCGCCACCACCAGAAGCAGCUGGUGGUCUGAUUAUUUGGACUCAACUUCUAACCAGAAUGGGAAAUUGUUCAGGAAAAAAAGGUGGAGGGGGUGAUCUUGAAGAUGAGAUAAACUUCAGAGGUGGAAAUGUGCAUGUAAUAACUUCAAAGGAAGGCUGGGACCAAAAAGUUUCGGAAGCAAACAAGGAUGGGAAGAUAGUUAUAGCAAAUUUUAGUGCUGGUUGGUGUGGCCCAUGCAGAGCGAUGGCACCAGUGUAUAUGGAGCUGUCUGAGAAGUAUCUUUCACUGAUGUUUUUGUCGAUAGAUGUCGAUGAGUUAACAGAAUUUAGUUCGUCGUGGGAUAUCCAUGCGACUCCAACAUUCUUGUUCCUGAAAGAUGGGCAACUGCUGGAUAAGCUCAUAGGUGCCAACCGAUCUGACCUGGAGAAGAAGAUAAUCAUGUUUGUUGAUUCCUGCUCCAAAAAUUCAAAUCUAUAAUGCCAAGUCCCUGCACUCUAAAUCUUUUCUGUCAAAACAAUUGUCAGCUUAUCCGCCAUGAGAAAACACAUCUGUACCAUGAACUCCUUUUGUUCUAUGAAUUGCGUCAGUCGUGGUUUUCAAAAUGACCUCUCUUCCUCGCCA